Molecule: messenger RNA, 2802 nt
Organism: Lymnaea stagnalis (great pond snail)
Lineage: Eukaryota; Metazoa; Mollusca; Gastropoda; Lymnaeidae
Source: the annotation of a GenBank genome assembly
UAUUAACUAUUAACAUAUGAUCAUCAUCCAGAAAGGACUGUCCUGUGGAUGUGAUGUACAUUGUAUAUGAUGGUACUGUGAUGUACAAUGUACAUGAUGGUGCUGUGAUGUACAAUUUAUAUGAUGGUGAUGUGGAGUACAAUGUAUAUGAUGGUGCUGUGAUGUAUAAUGUAUAUGAUGGUGCUGUGAUGUACAAUGUAUAUGAUGGUGCUGUGAUGUACAAUGUAUAUGAUGGUGCUGUGAUGUACAAUGUAUAUGAUGGUGCUGUGAUGUACAAUGUAUAUGAUGGUGCUGUGAAUUGUUUUCUGUAGUUAAUCCAGCUGUGGGGCAAUGGUACUUCUAGACCAGUUAAGUUAAAAAAAUUUUGUAAACUGUUUUCCAUUGUUAUUUAUGAUCAUUUCGUUUGCUACUUCAACUGAUAUUAAAAAUGAUCUAUCCAUAAUACUUUGAAACUUACAUAUUGCAAAUUAUGCUGAUUUUUUUCCCUUCUAUGUUUUUUUUCUACACCAGGCAUAUUUUUAGUGCGCCUCACACCCCUCUUGAUUUCAGAGCAUUUCCCGCACCCCAAUCUCGAUUUCAACACUAAAAUCCCAUACACCCUAAAAAAUGUAAAUAAAUCUGAUUUUCUGAGUCUCCCUGCACCUCCUGAGACCACCUCAGGCUCCGGCACCCAUGUUUAAGAACUGGUGGGUUAGUGUCCCAUUAACAGUAACAGACCUCAAAAAGUUUGAACUGUCAACAUUAAAAAAAAAUACAUUUUAACUAUUUUUUGCAUUACCGGUACUUGAAUUGAUUGAAAUUUAAAAGAAAAUUUUAUAUCCCAUCCAAAUGUUCCCAACAGUUGAAACCCUAUUUUACAAUGACUUUGUCUGGUCAUUUCUUGGUCAAUUUUGGAAAAUAUAGUCUCCAAAAAAAGCCACUUUUUUUUUGCUGAAUUUGAAUUAUUUAUUCUUUUUAACUCUAAUUCUAAUUCAAGUUUCUAGGGUAGUUACAUCCCUCCUUUUUUUUUUUGUUUAUCAAAAUAUUGAAGAAGGCUGCAACUAUUCGCACCCGGGUACCGGGUAUCAGAAGUGAGAGAUUGGGAUUAAAAAACUAUUUAAAAUAUUACUGGUAUUGUUGGGUUUGUAAGACAAAAUGAGGUAUCAAAUGAAAGAUAAUUGAAAUUGAAUGGUCUAUAUGUUUGUAAACUUACCUCUUCAGUUUAACUAAAAUAAACUACCGGGUACCACAAAUGACAUCCGAAUGGGAUUUAGUCUAAAGAGACCCAGGUCCGAAUAGGGGCUAAGCCGAAUAAAUUCAAACGGUCCUAAAUUUAUAUUACCGGUACUUUAGAUUAAUAAGCUCAAAAACUUAAAUAUUAUUUUUGAAGAAGUACGUUUUUUUUCCAAUAAUUUUAAAUGAAAUGUAUCCACAAGCAGCAGUGUGUCCCCGUGUGGAGGAGUUCUUUGUAAUCUCAGAUCAAGGACUGGAGGUCUGCUCUCACUCAACAUUUCUUUAACCCUUUGACACCCACCACCAUUAAUAGUUAUAAGACAGGUGUGGUCCUCUGUAGUUGGCUGGCCAUUCUCAGAGAUUGGUGGUGCAGACCACAUCAUCUAGUCAAAUACUUGAUGUAGAUGAGGAAAAAACUGCAGAAUGUGACCAUGGCAUUAACCUAAGCCAGUCACAUUCAGAAUGGGACGAGGGUGUUGGUCAUCAAAGUCACAGGUGUCGUCCUCUGUAGUUGGCUGGCCAUUCCCCAAAGAUUGGUGGAGCACACCACCAUAUCAUCUAGCCAAAUACUUGAUGAAGUUAAUGUAGAUGAAGAAAAAAGCUGCAGAAUGUGACCAUGGCGUUAACGUAAACCAGUCACAUUCAGAAUGUGACCAGGGUGUAGUUCCAAGCUGGUCACAAUCAGCUGUAUCAGUGAUGGGAAGACUUUUUCAAGCCCAAGUGUCUCUCUUCUGAUCUAUAGUGUUCACUCGAUCUUGCAGUUGCCGGUAUCAUUUUUAUUCUCCAACUUAUUUUUAUCAUUCUAAUUCUAUUGCUAGUGGUAAAUCUUUUUUUUUUUUUGACAUCCCCAUAAGAAAUUUGGACCUGUGGUGGGUUAAAAAUAUUUUACGUUAAAAUUUAUUUAAUGAAUUGAUUUUAUAAAUUUGUUUUCUAUUUUAAUAUGUGAUAUUAUUUCAUCUUUUGCAAACCUUUUUCUUUUUUUUGGUUGUAUAAGGUUGCAUUAUGUAAUUUUUAAAAAUCUGUUUAGGAUAUCCUCAAGUGUACAUUUUUGUCCAUAACCAUGAAUACUUGGUGGUGUACAUUUGUAGUACAUUCAGUUGCAGCCCUUGAUUUACAAAAAUCACAAUUUUAGGAUUAAAAGAAGAAAACGCUUAACAAAUAAAAUCCUCUUCAUACUGUGAACAAAACAUUCCUGAAACACUCUGUAAACACAAAGUACCUGGUACCGGUACUAAAGUUUGUAGUUAAUCUUUUAUAAUAUAAUACCGUUAUAAUAGUACAAGUACAAUGUAGAAAUCAAAAUUUAAUGCACCUUAUGUAAAUAUGACACAUGGGAUUGUAUUUGCUUAAAGUUAAAGUGCAUAUCAGUAUGAACUUUAGGAAUGAUGAAAGUCUUUGUAAAUCAAGAACUGCCUGUAUCUCUGUUAAGUCCAAUGCUAUGAAGAUUUCAAUGGUAAACAAAAUUUGUAAACAUAUAUUCUCAGAGAGAAAUUGAUAUAUAUCUUUUAACCAAAUUCAAUAUUCAUGUACCAAAUUAAUAGACAUUUUAUUUUUGACAUUUAAAAUUUGUUUUUAAAAAACAAUAAUGAU